Molecule: messenger RNA, 2809 nt
Organism: Cuscuta epithymum
Lineage: Eukaryota; Viridiplantae; Streptophyta; Magnoliopsida; Solanales; Convolvulaceae
Source: the annotation of a GenBank genome assembly
UUUAAUAUUUGUUCAAAAGUGGUAUUCUCUAGUUCAGAUAUCUAAAAAUGAACUUUAAUUUGUUAAUGUAGCUACAAAUAUACAUGACAUGAAUAGUGAAGAGGAGACUGAUUUUGAACGUACAGAGAAGACCUUGUCCAAAAGAAAAUGUGAUUCAAGUCAAAUUGCAACAACUUCACGACCAAGAAAGAGAAAGGUUGUAUCUGAACGAAAAGCUCAUCCCAAAAAGUUAAAAGCCAAAAGAACUGAUAAAGAAAAAAAACUGGAAGCAGCAUGUAGGCCAUACUGUUUGAUAGAGAUGUUUGAUAGUUUGUCUGAAAAACAAGUAAAAGAUGUCAAAGACAUUGGUUUUGAAGGUGUACUGAAUUGUAGAAUAAGUACAAAAAUAAAUAGUAGAUUGGUCUCUUGGUUAGUGAACAACUUUGAUAGUGGAAGUUUGAUGUUCAAUAUUGCAUCUGGCAAGGAAUUUGUAGUCACAGAAGCUGAUGUUCAUGAUGUGUUUCUUUUACCUUGGGUUGUUGGUAGUGAAGUAGUUGAAUCACAAUGGGUAAGGAAUACAAAAAACUCAAAACAAAAAACUUCAGGGCAGCUUGUAAUGGAGAAUUGGAAAAGAAAGUUUGGUGUAACUGGAGCAGGCAGUGUAAAUCUAAGAAAAAUAACUGAUGCUAUAAAAGAAGAGAAGGAAGGAGGAGAUGAAUUUAAAAGGUUAUUUGUAUUAUUUGUUGUGUCUCAUUUAUUGGCACCAACAUCUAAUAGGACAGCUUGUUUACAGUUGGUGGUUGCAUUAGAAGAUGUUGGUAAGAUAAAGGAUCUAAACUGGUGUGGUUAUGUGCUUAAGAAACUGUCCAGUGCAGUGCAAAGGUUCAAAAGAAAUCAUGAGAAUACAUUUGUGGGAGGAUGCUUGUUGCUUCUGCAAACUUUGUAUUUUCAAAGGUUGGUUUUCAAAGGAGUUGAAGUUCCAAAAACAUUGCCCUUGAUCAAGAAUUGGAAUUCUGAGAAAAUCAAAGCAAGGGUAAAGGAUGAGAUAAAAGCUGGUGAUUUUGGAAGAGGCCCUAUCGAUUCUUCCUACCCGAUCUCAAAACAGAAUAUUUGUCUUCAAAAACAAAUUGAAGUAUUGAACAAGGAAGAACAAAGGUCAAGGUUCGUCAGAUACGAUAUCCCAGAAGGAAUGCCGACUGAUGAGGAUAUUAACAAAACAGCAAAAGAUGAGAAAAGUAAAACUCUGAUGUUGGUGAAAAGGGAUGUGGAACUGGUGUUCCGGGCUCACAUGUCUCCAACACAAGAGAUGGACGUUCAAGAACAACUUAGCCAAAAUCAAAGCUCCCAAUCCACAACAAGCUUAGACAAAAUUUUUAAUGACCCUAAAACGUUUGAGAUUGUGGAUGCUGUAGUUGAUUGGCUGAUGGAUAUGAAGCAAAACACAGAAGCAGAGAACAUUGACAGAAACAUUGAGAUGGAGAAUGUUGUAUUUGUAACAGAGAAAGAUGCUUCUGGGAAUGAAGAAGGGGAACUGCAAACCAAGAAAAAUGAUGCUGGGAAUGAAGAAAGGGAACGGCCAACUGACAAAGAUGGUGCUAGUAAUGAAGAAGGGGAACACUCAAUUCAGAAAGAUGGUGAUUGGAAUAAGGAAGGAGAAGAGCCAGAGGCAACAAACACUGAGAACAAUGGUGCUGGGAAAGAAGGGAUAACUGAAAAGCGAAUGACAUUCCUAUCACAGUUCAUGAAGCAAAGGCGUUCUACUCGUUGGCAAUCAAUGAAAGAUUUUGAUAAGCAUCUUGUGGACUACUGUUUUUAUGAUGAUGGAAUGGAAAACGAAGAACUGAUUGUCAGGUUCAAUGAAAGUCUUUAUGUAACAAAGAAAGAUAUGAUGUGCUUGGGCUCAACAAGCUUUAUACCUCCUGCAAUUGUGAACUGCUGGGCAUAUUAUUUGAAUGAAGAAGAGCUGAUAGCCGAACAGGAAAUGGGGAAAAGAUUCUACUUUGGCAUUUCACAUGCACCCAUAUUGACUAAGAUAAUGCAAGAGGGAUUUGAUAAUGAAUCAAGGAUUGCCUUAGAUAGAUCAUGGGAUGAAUGGCUUUCUGUGAAUAAUCAACAAUGGAACAUUGCACAAGCAAAUUUUUUAGUGAUUCCAUUUCUGCACAACAACCACUAUUCAUCCAUUUUUAUAAAUACACUGUCGAAGAAAGCACAAUUGGUGGACUACAGGAUAAAGGAGGACGUCAGUCUUUUCAAAUAUCUUGCUGGAAUACUGUGCUUAGAGAUGUCGAUCUACUUGAAGAAGAAAAAGCACCCAAAGGUAAAACAAAUGCCAAAGUAUGUGUUUGAAGAAGUGAACUUUGAUUGGAAACUUAAGAGAGAUAGUAACGAUUGUGGUGUAUACUUGCUCAUGACAAUGUUCUUGUUUGAGGGAGUGAGUUUCAAGUAUAGUCUGAACAAGGUGGAAGAUAGAAAGUUUCAUCGCGCAGAAAUUUGUUCUUCCCUUACCGGGUUUGAAAAAAAUGAAGUGAUCAAUGAAGUGAAGAAGAAGAUUAACGAGUUCAUAAAAAUGAAGGGAAUCAAAGAAGGAAAAAGGGCUUUGUAAUUAUUGUUCAACUUAAAGUGGAUAUUUGUGACUGAGAAGUAACUUGUUAUUGUAUAACUUUGGUUUAGUUUUUAUGGUAGAAGUUAUGAUGAUGGUUUUGUAAAGGAGUCAAAAAUUAUGGGGAAAAAGCCAAGGCAAAUUGAACUCUUGAGAUUGCUUUUGCAUAAUGCAAAGGAAAACGAAUAAUUCCUAAUGCUUCAGAUGUUUAAUAAGAUGUAUAAAUUCCCA